Messenger RNA from Vanrija pseudolonga, 1646 nucleotides. RefSeq names its product Mitochondrial fusion and transport protein ugo1 (gene ugo1). Gene Ontology annotation, cellular component: mitochondrial inner membrane. Gene Ontology annotation, biological process: mitochondrial coenzyme A transmembrane transport; mitochondrial fusion. Bases 190 to 1599 code for a protein of 469 amino acids. The record is from RefSeq and is a predicted model, not a curated record. Gene Ontology annotation, molecular function: coenzyme A transmembrane transporter activity. NCBI's taxonomy places the organism in Eukaryota, Fungi, Basidiomycota, Tremellomycetes, Trichosporonales, Trichosporonaceae. The transcript is spliced from 4 exons.
GCUGACCUGGCGUCCGUCUCUUUUGCAACUAGCACAUACACCUACUCUCACCCUCGUUUACAGCCUGCACACUACCGCGCGUACCAGCGACCUUUGCACUCCGUCGCCGACCGCAACCGCCGCCCCCGCCCCCGCCGCCGACGCCGCGCCACCGUCCCUCAUUCCCCAGGCCAUCUCAUUUUCCACACCAUGAGCUCGGGUUCGUCCCGGCCGACCUCGGUCCGCGGGCUGUACACGCCGCCAGCGGAAGAAUGGGUCUUCCUCCCUCCGACCGUGUCGCCGCCAGCCACGGCGCAGGCGCAGCAUUCGCCGCCCGCGCACAACCCGACGCCGUUCACCCCCGAGGACGACGACCUCGCCGACCUCGGCCUCCCGGGCCCGGUGCAGCUCUUCGGGAGCCAGUUCUUCAUCACGGCCCUCGGCAUGCCCUUCGAGGUCGGAAAAACGCUCCUCCAGGUCGAGUACCGCCCGAGAAAAAAGUACGCGCCGGCCGAAGUGAGCGCAGAGCACGAGCGCGAGGCGAGCCGCGACUGGGGAGCCGAGGACGACACGCUCAACAACCCUGACGAGGCAGACGUCUACUUUUCUGACCGGCUCGUCGCGCCCACCGGCAACUUUGUGCCCCCUCCGCCGCCCAAGUCGGCCGACGCGUCAGGCUACCUCGAGGACACCUCGCCGACCUGGCUCCUGAAAGACGACCCAGACAUCUCGCGCGGUAACGGGGUCUGGGGCAUGAUCCGCCGCGUGCGCGCCACGGCGUCCGAGGGCCUGCCCGCGCUGUGGAAGGGCCAGGUGGUCGCGACGCUGCACGGCGUGCUGUCGACCGUGCUCCAGCCGCGGAUCCACUCGCUCGUCUUCUCGGCCGUGCCGUCGUCUGGCGCGCCGCUGCCCCUCGACUUUCCUCUCACGGCGCUGCCGCACCCCGGCGUGCCCCUCGUGCUGCAGGUCACGUCGCACGCACUCACGCAGUUCCUGCUCUCGCCGCUCGAGCUCGUCAAGACGCGCCUGAUCGUCAGCCCGGGCAGCCUGCCCAGCACGCCGAGCAGCGUCACGCUCCUGCGCCGUGCGAUCCGCGACGAGGGCGGCUUCACGGGCCUGUACCUCGCCCCCAACGUCCUCAUUCCCACGCUGCUCGAAGUGGUCCUCAAGCCGCUGUUGAGCCUGUCGAUCCCGCUCGUGCUCGAGCGCCAGUUUGGCAUCUCGCCCGACAUCUCCCCGCUGACGUACUCGCUCGCCGAUGUCGCGCUCAACAUUGCCUCGCUGCUCGUCAUCCUGCCGGUCGAAACGGUCCGCAAACGUCUCCAGCUCCAGAGCCGCGCGCCGGGCGGCAAGAAGACGCGCUCGGUCGUGCGUCUCCGUGACCGUGACUAUGUCGGUGUGGUCGAGGCCAUCUGGCGCAUCAUCACCGAGGAGACGGCCGCGCCCAGGAAGCGCAGGAUGACGGAGAAGGACGAGGGAGGCAUGUUCUCGGGCAUCUGCCAGCUGUACCGUGGGUUUGGCAUGGCCGUCAGCUCGCACGUCACCGUCUUUGCCCUUCAGCUCGUCACUGCCGGUCUCGGCGGCGGUGGCAGGCACGACUCGGGAUGGCAGGAGAUUUAAACUGUAUGAGUAUAUGCAUGUUGGGAGCACACCCGUCUAAUCUACAA